GUUACUUGUUUGGUUUGGACUGGGUCAACUUAACAGUCUUAACAUCGACAUCUGAAGAGCGAAGUCUUGCGCGCGAGUUGGUGUUUAGCCGUCAAAGUGCGUGCAGUGAAUGGUGCUAAAAACAAAGUGCUGCAAUGAAGUGUAUUAGUGUGUUGUUAUUUAUAACAAUAUUUGGCGGCACAUGGCGGCUAGGCCGACCGACCUGCGUUUUGGAAUCAGAUUUUGGAUUUACCCUCAACUGUGCUUUUAAGAAAUCUGGCCUGUUUCGAGUUAGAAAUCUUGGUGGUGUCAAGGCUCACAUAGGCCUGGGUUUUAGUCUUGGGGAUGAACUGGGUUUUAAGGAAUCUCUGUCUAAUGUUGAAAACAAUAGAAGACGAUCCGCCCAAGCUUCUCGCCUACAAGCCCAACUGAUCCAAGCCCAACAAAAAAUGAAGGCUGAGAACUCACUUCGGGUUCGUUCACCUGCAGCGUCCGAUCCCGUCGAAGUUCCUAACAUGCAAGAAGUAAUGAAAAAAUCGUCAGUUCCGACAGUUCCUCCUUUUAAACCCAUACCACCUGCCCCCGAACGACCCCAAGCGCCCAAAACCAACAUACCAACCCCCGCAGUCAUGGGCAUUGCCGUGCCGCCGUACAACCCCAUGCCUUCUUCCAUUUCGAGACAAUCCACCGGCCCGACCUUACCCUCGGAGCCCAGUAAACCCAAAGUGAUGGCAGUCGUUGUGCCCAUGAACAAAGUGCAAUCUAGUGAUAAGUUGAGCAGUACGAAUUUCGCGCUCAGGACGCUACCGUCUCCAAAUAACGAGCUGCCCGCAGUCAAUCCUAACUCAAUUCAAGCUAUUUUGGCCACCAACAACAUUACGGAAGACAUGUUACAAACGGCGUUAGUUCAAAGACAUCAGAUGGUGGCCAAACCCAGAACCACAACGACCACAGCAAGACCGGUCAACAAAUACGCGAAUAGUGUAGGCAAAGUGAUGAAUGCACCUAAGGAAUACUAUCCCGUAGGGUACGAUAAAAAUUUUGAUGACAAUUUUGCGUCGAGGGUUGAGCUACCGGAAACCUCUUUCUACUGUGGGGACCAGAAACACUUUCCGGGACUUUAUGCUGAUGAGGACCUGGGAUGUAUGGUAUUCCACGUGUGCGCUUUGACGGACGAUGGUUUAAUCAUGAAGAGCUUCCUCUGCCCAGAGUCAACACUCUUUGAUCAAACAAUUCUAAAGUGCAAUUGGUGGUUUUACGUAGAUUGCAAAAACUCCAAAAAACUCUACGAUUCAAAUAUUCCGAUAUCUAAAAGCUAUCAGCUUAUGAAAGCUUUGACGUUUUUCUCUGGGUACAAAAAGGACAGUUCGACAACACCCAAAUCGAAAGAUAAAGACUGAUAAUUUUAGUUUGUCUUAGAAUAUUCAAUUUUUCGAUGUUAGCAAGGAGGUAUUGUACUAUGAAAGUAGAUGAAUAACAUGCAUCAAUUGAGAGACUCUUGAUACAGUUUAACAAUUUCCCGAUCAAGUAUACUUUCACAUUAGUGUUUCUAGAGAAUUCUUUUUUUUGUGUUUCUGUAGCCGGACAAACGAGUUUUCCACAUUGGAGUGAAAUAACUCGAUGUGUAAAGACAUUAUUUAAGAUACUCUCCUUGUUUAACAUAAGCUCAAAGGAAAAAUCUAAGUCUUAUUUAUUGUUAUGUAGGGGUUAUUUAACUACUUAUCAGAUUAAGGUGCUUUGCAAUUAGAAACUCAUUAGAAAUUUUGAUUGUAUUAAUCAACAUCCAUGAUGUGCUCGUGUAAUUUUUACUAUUAAGUUAAUCAAAAAAUUGAACCAUGGGUAAUAAAUACUACUGUGUAUAUUGAUAGAAACAGCAGAAAAACGUUCCUACCGCAACAACUGUGUAUCAUCGUAUUUGAAAUCGAGCUUGUUUUAACACCACUUACUGAUGUAAAAAAUUAACAUUUUAUUUCUGUCGCAUUUAAGAUUUUGCACUGGUUAUAGGUUAUUAAAAUUACUCCCAGUUUCAACAGAAAUGACGUAUUUUUAACUAAAACUGGUUUUACACCCGCGACCUGUCAAUUUUUUGAUGAAAUCUGUAAGUGGGGUUAAGCCAAUUGUAACUUUGCCUGUGUUAAAAAACGGUUAGGUGCCUUUGAGAAUCAUUAUCUGUAAAUCUAUUACCAAAUAUUUGAAUGUCGCAUGUAAUUGUUAUCCCUUUUUUAUUACGAAUUUUUUA
This is a messenger RNA of Zophobas morio, 2218 nucleotides long. It is a transcript of the gene mtg, whose product is annotated as mind the gap. Gene Ontology annotation, cellular component: extracellular region. Bases 135 to 1379 code for a protein of 414 amino acids. The record is from RefSeq and is a predicted model, not a curated record. The transcript has 5 exons. Lineage: Eukaryota; Metazoa; Arthropoda; Insecta; Coleoptera; Tenebrionidae. Gene Ontology annotation, molecular function: chitin binding.